AUGGAACUAGAGACCCACAUAAUUUCCACAAGGCGUCAAAGUUACAAACGUUCAAGAACCACGUCUCGUCUGGGAGGUCCCGCUUCAACUCCAAUAAAUUCAGUUUAUCUUCCUGUCGCAAUGAGAAUUCCCCAAGAAAUCCUUUGUAACAUUUUUAAUUAUUUGGUGGACCAUCCGGUACACUAUACCCGUGUUGCAAGGGUUUGUAAGUCUUGGCAACUGGCAGCCGACUCGCAUCUUUAUUGGCGACACUUGGUUACAAAACUUAACUUGAUUCCACCGAAGCCAAGAGCCAGAAAGUACAAGACUUAUAAGCAAGUGGUCGAGCGCGAUUGGAAUUCUUUCUGCAGUUUGUGUUUCCGUGGUCGUCAUAAUGGGUUUGAAAGGUUGAACAUUCGCUCAAUGGAAACGAACUUGUCCACUAUCGCCGAAAUUUACAGGAAUACGAAGACAAACUGGUUUCACAUUUUCGAUGAGGAUGGCACAGAUUUUCAAGUCUCUUUCAAAACUGAAUUAUCUGGUUCUGAAAUUUUCAAAGCUAUCAAAUCAGAUUCUGAUAAUUCAAAGCCAUCAGCAUCCGCCGCCAUCGCGAAUCAACAAGACAGUCACCACAUUGUCAAUUCUUUGGUCACUACUGAGCCUGAUAGAAGUUCAUUUGCAAUUUCAAGCCAGAGAUCUGCACCAGCCUCCUACAACCAUAAGCGAAAUUCGGUUCAUCAUCAACUUUGUAAGCUCUGUAACAUGCGCAUUUUCAACACUGGACUUUCAAAAUCAGAAAGAUACUCGUUACUCACUUCAAUGCUUAGUGACUAUGGAUAUAUUUUUCCAAAUAAUAGUCGAUCGUGUCUUGAAUAUGUUGAAUGUGGAAUGGGUAAUCCGACGGCUGUGGUCAGGACCUUCGUUGAGUUAAGUUGGUAUUACAAGUAUACAAAUUAUAAGUCCUUGAGGGUAAUUGAGGAGAAUCCACCCGAAGAGUCUGGUGAUGAGGACGACGACAUGCGUGACAUGCGUUAUAUUCUUAGAUUCGAUCGUAACGAUGAUUAUUAUGAUCAUGAUGGUAUUAGUAUUCGCGAUUUAGCCACGUAUAUUAGUCCGUAUCGUAUUGAUGUUGAUCGUGGUAAAAAAUUAGCCCUGAAAGAGUGGGUAAAUAAGAGACUCAAGAAGGGAAUCACCAAGCUUCCUAGAGACGAUCCCGAAACCCAAGAGAGACCACCAAAAACCCUGUGGGUCGAAAUUGAUAAUAUUAUAAUCGAACAACUCAAUUCAUCGGACGACAACCGCAACGAGGAGUUUGAAGCGGAAUCAAGCAGAAUGGCUCAAUAUUAA
Acaulospora morrowiae is the source of this 1326-nucleotide messenger RNA. Lineage: Eukaryota; Fungi; Glomeromycota; Glomeromycetes; Diversisporales; Acaulosporaceae. The record is from the annotation of a GenBank genome assembly.